GAGAGAGAGAGUUGCAUUUGUGCAUAUGUGAAAAUAUUGAGGAAGUUAGCAGCACACCACAGUUGAAACAAGCUAACACAGGGACGGAAAUAAUAACGGACACAACCAGCAUCCAAACAUGCAACCACCACCCAGGAAGGUAAAGGAGAGCCAGCAGGUGAAACUGGUGUUUUCAGAGCAGCUAAGUAAACUGCAGACCAAACAACAUCAAGACACCGAACUGCUGGAAGAGAUCAGGUCCUUCAGUAAGCAUCGAGCAGCUAUAGAAAAGGAGUAUGGUCAGGCUCUUCAGAGGUUAGCUGUUCAGUACCAGAAGAGAGAUUGGCAAAGAGGAAAUACAGAUGCUAUCACUUCUG
Molecule: messenger RNA, 356 nt
Organism: Lates calcarifer (barramundi perch)
Lineage: Eukaryota; Metazoa; Chordata; Actinopteri; Centropomidae
Product: F-BAR and double SH3 domains protein 1
Exons: 4
Biological process (GO): neuromuscular synaptic transmission; regulation of actin filament polymerization
Cellular component (GO): neuromuscular junction; recycling endosome
Source: RefSeq, a predicted model, not a curated record